Molecule: messenger RNA, 462 nt
Organism: Nicotiana attenuata
Lineage: Eukaryota; Viridiplantae; Streptophyta; Magnoliopsida; Solanales; Solanaceae
Exons: 1
Coding region: 1-462 (153 amino acids)
Molecular function (GO): RNA-DNA hybrid ribonuclease activity; nucleic acid binding
Source: RefSeq, a predicted model, not a curated record
AUGGCAGUUGACAUGGAUGUGGAAGAAUUGUCUAUCAUGGGAGAUUCUGAUUUGAUCAUUCGGCAAGGCCAGGGUGAAUGGGAAACUCGAGACAUCAAGCUUAUCCCAUACAGGAAACAUGUGGAAGAUCUUAGCAAACGGUUCAAGUCCGUUGUAUUCAGGUAUAUUCCUCGAUUCCACAAUGAGUCAGCCGAUGCACUAGCUGCCUUGGCUGCAAUGCUGCCGUAUCCGGGCAAUGUCCAUAUUGACCUGUUGGAGAUCCAAAUUCGAGAAAGACAUGGUUGUUGUAGUGCAGUUGAAAUAGAACCAGAUGUUCAACCGUGGUACCAUGAUAUCAAAAGGGUUUUGAAAACAAAGGAAUACCCCGAGCAGGCCAGUGGAGACCAAAAGAGGAUCAUUAGAAGGCUUGCCAGCAGUUUCUUUUUAAGCGGAGAAUUUUGUACAAAAGAACUCCAGAUCUGA